GCACCUCCGAAGUGCCACGAGAAGAAGGUGGUGAACUCCAAUUCUGACAAGUUCUUGGCUUGCCCGAAGGAGUGCCCCGUCUACGCCGAUGACCGCGGUGACGACACCGACUGCAACUUCGAGUGCGUGGAGGCGACCCCCAAGGCAUGCACCGCUGUCAACAAGUUCGAGCCUAUCCCAGAUCCGAAGAUGGGCAUCUGCCGUGCCUGCAUCAUCUACGGCUGCGCAGAGUGCAUGACCGACGGCACAGACACUUGCGCGCGCUGCGAGAGCGGGUUUUCCCUCAAUGCCAAGGGCACCUGCGACAACAAGAACCGCUACUACUGGUAUGCUCUUUUCGCAGUGCUGGGCCUUGUUGCGCUUUUCAUCGUGGCCUG
Molecule: messenger RNA, 377 nt
Organism: Symbiodinium sp. CCMP2456
Lineage: Eukaryota; Dinophyceae; Suessiales; Symbiodiniaceae
Source: the annotation of a GenBank genome assembly